This is a messenger RNA of Columba livia (rock pigeon), 6578 nucleotides long. RefSeq names its product N-deacetylase and N-sulfotransferase 2 (gene NDST2). The record is from RefSeq and is a predicted model, not a curated record. Gene Ontology annotation, cellular component: Golgi apparatus. Gene Ontology annotation, molecular function: heparan sulfate N-sulfotransferase activity; deacetylase activity. NCBI's taxonomy places the organism in Eukaryota, Metazoa, Chordata, Aves, Columbiformes, Columbidae. The transcript has 14 exons. Bases 2182 to 4821 code for a protein of 879 amino acids.
UUCUGAUAAUUGUGACAAGGAUUAGAUCAGCUUCUCACGCUGACAUAUCUGUGUGGUCUGAAACUCAAACUGAAGUUUCUGCUUUUGCAUAAAUUUUUUCUACCUGCCUUAAAAUGGAACAGAGUUGAUUGAAAGUCUUGAAAAAAACUGUCCUGCACACCGAACCCUGCUGUGUUUCAUCUACUGAAACACUGUUUGGUAGUAUCCUACAGUGAUAAUAUUCAAUUGCUGUGUUGCAUGCUUUUUAAACUGACAGCUCAUGUAUUUCUCUCUCAAGCAGUGGAAGAAUAUUGUUGGUCCCAGAAGGGCAUGGUAGGAUCAGGGUUUUGGCUCAGUCUAUGAGUCUAAAAGGCUUUGCAGUUCCUGAUAUAAGCCAUAAAGAAGCCUCCAGCUGGCUGGAUGCUCUCUUAAAAACACCAGUGUGGCCUUAUUCCAAAAUGAUGCUCAGGCGAAGUUGUGUAUGCUUCCAUCUCUUGGGAUGAGGAGGAGUGGGAAGGGAGACCUUUGCUGAUGUUCCAGUGAAGCCAGAGAAGUCAGAUGUUUGCAUGAAGACACAGGGAAUUUAAUCACUGAUUGACUCAGAAUCACUUUGAAAGGGUAGAAUAAGACAGGGGAGGAGAAAGAGGGAAGGCAGCAGAGAGCAUUUUAACUUGAGGUAUGGAAGGAAAUGAAGAAGGGAAGUCGAAAUUUUCGUUUCAUUGCAAGCACAGGAGCUCCCUAAGCUGUUUAUGUGAACUAUGAAAUUGUGGAGCUCUGUGCAGUUUUCCUUCCAGCAGCGGCACAGGGAGCUGAGUGCCUGCAUUGGGAGCGCUACAUACAGCUUUGCUUUAGUGCCUUUCCGGGUCAGUGACUCUCAAACAAUGCCCCACAGAGCUGCUUUAGUUGCGCUUCCAUGAGUCAGUCUAUAAGUACUGACACUUCCCCCGAGUGUAACCCAGUGUCGUAGAGAAUCUGCAGGCUUUAUUGACUACUGAUCUCAAAGCAGUUGUGGUGUUCCUUGGACUCAGGUUGGUUGAUCAUGUAUACGUUUUUCAAAUGCCAUUCUUCCUGACAAUUCAAGCACAGUCAGAUUGUUGACUUUAAAAGGCCAAGUGAAAGGAUGUGGCCAAAUCCUUGCACCUGUAGCAUUGAAAGAGUUGAUACUCCUCACAUUGUUCUGGCGCUGCUUUCUCAGUAGCCACAACCGGUAGUGUUGUCUCAUAGAAAGUAAGGAGAAAGAGAAUUACUGGUUCAUGCAAAGAUUUUCUUCCAGGCAUGAUCAGUAAUAGGACCAAGCAGCUGCGUCAUUCAUAUUCUUUUAAAAUCGAUUCAUGUUCCAGGUUGCUUUACCUCUGCAUCCCAGAAAAUAUAAAGGAGGAGGGAUGGGAGGCAGACUUAAAAUAGUGCAUUUAAAUAUUCUUCCAAACAAGGUAAUAUGGAAGUGGAGGCUUCUAUGGAUGGAUCAGAUAUCUCUUUCCAUUUGUGGCUUGGUUUGGUGACGAUUUGAGCAUUUGUGCAGCCAACCUCAGUGGCGAUGUGGAGCCCCCAGGGAGGAGGGAACAGUCUGUUCAACAUUUGUGCGUUCCUUACCAGCUGACUGCACCUGCAGCCUUUGCCAUCAGCAGCUGGGUAUAGAGGCAUUUUGGAAAGCAGCAGCAGUGAGGAGCAGAGCUUGAGAAAACUGUGUGGAAAAAGAAAGCAAGCUAUCCUGCCUCGAAGAUCCUGAAGAGACAUGUCUGUUUCUGAGAAUUGCUUAAGCUGAAUUUGAGGCUGAACAUUGGCUAAGCACAUAAAAGGAUGCGAAGAAGAAGGGUCCAUCAUGUGAAUGUGAAACAGCUAAAUGAGAAACAGAACACCUGGGCAGGCUGACUGAAACUGUUCGUGCAUAGGAUGACAGACUGAUUUGCUGUUGGAGACAAGAUUCAGGAAACCCUGUACCUCCAAGAGACUUUCCUGAGUGAGAGGAGAGGAACAGGAGGAAGCGCACAAAAGAGCGAUGGGAAUUGAGGGCCAUGGUUACUUGAGAUAAAUGGCAGAUCCCUGGGAGUCUAGCCUUGUAGCUGUUUGCUUUAGCUUUGUCUCUCUCCGCAGCUGCUGUUUCUUUUUUGCAAGCUGCUGCUGUGUACUGCCACGGCGGUACUGGAGAUUUCAAGAGCAACGUGGGUGCAGAGAGUGAGGAGGGGGUGGGCAGCCCGCCUCACCAUGAUUCAGUUGUGGAAAGUGGUGCGGCACGUGCGACAGCUGGAGCUCCACAGAUUGAUCCUGCUGCUCAUUGCCUUCAGCCUGAUCUCCAUGUGCAUCCUGGCUUACUACGUCACUAACAGCCCCAAAAUCAAGGAACCACCACCCCUGCCCUUCAGUGACUGCAGCAACCAGCACCGCAUCUUGAUCCCGCCCCAGGCCAGCUGGAGGCUCACAAAAUCUGUGGACACCUCACGCACAGAUCCUGUGGUGCUAGUCUUUGUGGAAAGCAUUUACUCCCAGCUGGGGCAGGAAAUAGUGGCCAUCCUGGAAUCUAGCCGGUUUAAAUACAGGACAGAGAUCGCCCCUGGCAAAGGGGAUAUGCCCACCCUGACAGACAAAGACAGGGGACGCUAUGCUCUUAUUAUCUACGAGAACAUCCUUAAAUAUGUGAACCUAGAUGCUUGGAACCGAGAGCUGCUGGACAAAUACUGUGUAGAGUAUGGAGUGGGGAUUAUAGGCUUUUUCAAAGCCAAUGAGAACAGCCUACUUAGUGCACAGCUCAAGGGUUUCCCACUUUUCCUACAUUCCAACUUGGGGCUGCGGGACUAUCACAUCAACCCUAGUGCUCCCCUGCUCUACGUCACCCGGGCUAAUGAGGUGGAGCAGGGUCCCCUGCCUGGUGACGACUGGACUGUGUUCCAGUCAAACCACAGCACCUAUGAGCCGGUGCUGUUGGCCACCACAAAGUCCUCGGAGUCCAUUCCUCACCUGGCCACCCACAAAGCCUUGCAUGCCACGGUGGUGCAGGACCUGGGUCUGCAUGAUGGGAUCCAGAGAGUUCUCUUCGGCAAUAACCUCAAUUUUUGGCUGCACAAACUCAUUUUCGUGGAUGCCAUUGCCUACUUGACUGGCAAGCGCCUCUGUCUCACACUUGAUCGCUAUAUCCUCGUCGACAUUGAUGAUAUAUUUGUGGGGAAAGAGGGCACUCGCAUGAAAGUGUCUGAUGUAGAGGCUUUACUGAGCACGCAGAAUAAGCUGAGAACUUUAGUCCCAAAUUUCACCUUCAACCUGGGCUUCUCAGGGAAAUUCUACCACACAGGUACCGAUGAGGAAGAUGAAGGGGAUGACAUGCUACUCAAACACAGGAAGGAGUUCUGGUGGUUCCCUCACAUGUGGAGUCACAUGCAGCCUCAUCUUUUCCACAAUGUCACUGUGCUGGCUGAGCAGAUGAAGCUAAACAAACAGUUUGCUGUGGAGCACGGGAUUCCCACAGACUUGGGCUAUGCUGUAGCCCCCCAUCAUUCUGGAGUUUAUCCUGUCCACACGCAGCUCUAUGAGGCAUGGAAAUCUGUUUGGAGCAUCCAAGUAACGAGCACAGAGGAAUACCCACACCUGCGGCCCGCCCGAUACCGGCGUGGUUUCAUCCAUAAUGGAAUCAUGGUUUUGCCUCGACAGACCUGUGGUCUUUUUACUCACACCAUCUUCUAUAAUGAAUAUCCUGGUGGCUCAAAGGAGUUGGACAAGAGCAUUCGUGGUGGUGAACUCUUCCUAACGGUGCUCCUGAACCCAAUCAGCAUCUUCAUGACCCACCUGUCCAACUAUGGGAAUGACCGUCUGGGACUGUACACUUUUGAGAGCCUGGUCAAGUUUGUGCAGUGCUGGACCAACCUUCGCCUGCAAACACUGCCCCCUGUCCAACUUGCAAAAAAGUACUUUGAAAUCUUUCCCCAGGAAAAGAAUCCCUUGUGGCAGAAUCCCUGUGACGAUAAGAGGCACAAGGAUAUCUGGUCCAAAGAGAAAACAUGCGAUCGGCUCCCCAAGUUCCUCAUUGUGGGACCUCAGAAAACUGGUACAACAGCUGUGCACUUCUUCUUGACCAUGCAUCCAGCUGUCACCAGUAACUUCCCAAGUCCAUCCACCUUCGAGGAGAUCCAGUUUUUUAAUGGACCCAACUAUCAUAAAGGAAUUGAUUGGUACAUGGAAUUCUUUCCCAUCCCCUCCAAUGCCAGCACAGACUUCAUGUUUGAGAAGAGUGCCAAUUACUUCGACACAGAGGUGGUACCGAAACGUGGUGCAGCCCUGCUGCCUCGAGCCAAAAUCAUUACUGUUCUGAUCAACCCUGCUGACCGAGCCUAUUCAUGGUACCAGCACCAGCGUGCUCACAAUGACCCUGUGGCACUCAAUUACACUUUCUACCAAGUGAUCUCUGCGAAGUCCCAGGCCCCUCAGGAACUGCGGAACCUGCAAAGCCGAUGCUUGCUCCCUGGCUGGUACUCAACUCACCUGGAGCGCUGGCUCACAUACUACCCCUCGGGGCAGCUUCUCAUUGUGGAUGGUCAGGAGCUGAGACACAACCCUGCCUCCGUAAUGGACAACAUCCAGAAGUUCUUGGGAGUCACCCCGCUCUUCAACUACACCCAGGCCCUCAGAUUUGAUGAAGCAAAAGGAUUUUGGUGCCAGCUGCUAGAUGGAGGAAAGACUAAAUGCCUAGGAAAGAGUAAAGGAAGAAAAUACCCAGAUAUGGAUUCCUCGUCACGGCUGUUCCUAAGAGACUUCUACCGGGAGCACAACAUUGAAUUAUCCAAGCUGAUGAACAGACUUGGACAGCCCCUUCCAACCUGGCUUCGAGAGGAGCUGCAGAACUCCAGCUGGAGCUGAGGGGGACUCUCUUGCCCCCAGUGCCAUUGAGAUGUGUGGUGCUCCCACACGUGCUGUGAUGCCGUCUCGUCAAGCCAAAACAAAGUGGACAAAUAAGCAGGAGCAGAGAACGUGCAUGUGGAGCCGUUCCCGACCACUGGAAGGGCUGCUGCCUCUGCCACUGCCCUGGGGCAUGGAGUGCAUCACAUUCUCGAGUAUUAAUGGUGUGUUACACUCUGACUUUUAGUUACAGCAAGAAUUUGGAAUGCCCGCCCUACAGGGGAGAGAGCACGGUUAACACUUCAUGUUUCAAGUACUCUUCUCAUUAUGUGAAAGAGGCACUAGCUGGAGGGUUAAUGUGUUACUCCUCUGAAUCCAGAAGUAAAGACUGAAGAGGUGAGCUCUUGAGCCCACGCCUGGGAAGAGCAGCAAACCCAAGGGGAAUCUGGUCCAGUGAACCCCAGCUUUUAUCCAGGAGUUGAUUUAGCAGCAGCGAGGUACAAGAACACCUUGUUCCACCCCAUGCACGGUACCAGGGCGACCAUCAUUACUUACAGUGCCACUGUGUGUGGCUUGUGGGGACUGCACCUUCUUGGAGACAGAUGUUACAGAUUUAAGGUUUAUUCUCCUUACCUGCUGCUGUGACGCUGGGUCCAAGGGUCAGUGGGAGAUAGGGCAAAGCUGCAAAUAUUGACACACACACAACUGUUUUGUUAUCUUAGGGAAAAGGUUGCCAUACCUGGCAAUGGGGCAAGUAUUUCUCUGCAGGGACUUUAGACAUUUCAGAAGACAACCAAGGUGCAGUACAUCCCCUUAGAGCUCUUUGGAGGUAUGUGUUAGUACAGCACAACAGCAGCUGGGGGAAGCAAAGCUCAGGUAUUGUAAAAUAAGGCUGAUACAGCUGAAAGCAGACAAUUCAGUACCCCAUCUCUGACCAGCUUAAAAAGGAAAAAAAAAAAGCGCAACAUUUUUCUCUUUCCAACAUCUCCAGGGCCCCUACCACAUAUGCUGAUACUAGCACCUGUUUUAAUCCCCUGCAGUCCAACCCUCCAGGGAGAAAAGCAAACACCAGUUAAAAGUAAGUAUCAUUCAGAUUUAAAGGGAAGGCUUGGGAGUUAGAAGUGGUCUCCUGUAUCCAAAAGGAGCUGUUUAGUCCAGUAAGUACACUAAAGUGCUUUGCCUCCUCCUGCAGUUGCUGGACAAUUACUCUCAGAGGAAAUCCUCCAUCGUGGUUGUACAUGUUUUCUGUUGCUGAGCCAGGGGCUUCUGCAGUCGUGUGGGCCAUUGUCCCUCCUUCCCAGGCACAGCUGGGCCUUGGAGAUCGAUGCAGUGCCAGAGAACAGAAGGGCAGGAUCCAUAUGAACACAGAUUAUGGAAACUUCCACAACUGUCAUGAGCUCCUUUUCUCCUAUCAUAGGAGAGAAGUUGCUUCAACUAAGCUUUUCCAUUGAGCCUUAGGUAUUGUGUAUUUCUGAAUGACUGGUGCAUUUACCGUUGUAUGUAAAUGUAUAUAAUAUGCAAUAUAGUAUUUUAUUUCAUGUGCCCUGGGAAAGGGUUAUUUUGUGCAGCCAAAAAAAAAAAAAGGACAGAAAGACUAGAAACCCCUCUCUCGCUCCUGUUAGAGAGAAGAGCCUGACUUCCUGCACUGGAUUCAUGUAUAGCAUCAUUCACAUUGAAUGAUAAUGAAGAAAUUCUUGGCUCCCAAAGCUGAGCACAAGUGUCCGAGUAAAGGCUAGAAGUAGUAGUAAGUGGAUUCAAUAAAUGUACUACUUAUUUUU